AUGCCCAUCACACAAUAUAAAGCGGCAGCUGUCACCUCUGAGCCUGCUUGGUUCGAUCUAGAGGCAGGAGUACAGAAAACCAUCAAUUUCAUCAAUGAUGCCGGACGAGCAGGAUGCAAGCUCGUUGCCUUUCCCGAAGUUUACGAUCCUGAUGUCACAGGUCUCUUGGUAGUCAUAUCAUUUACCACGUCGUUCAUCGUCACGAUAGCAGUCACCAUCUUUUCAUACUUGUCGCGCACACUCCCUCCCACUGUAUACAACGAUAUCGAUGAAUUGGCACUGUCUAGCCUUCCGAUCUCAAAGCUGAAGACAUGGACCGACCAGUCCUCGCGCACAAGGAAAUUGAAAGCCCUAGGCACACUCCUUACGAGUCUUAGCGACCAGCAUCUCGUAACUGGAUCGGCCCUGUUGAUUUCAUUUUGGAUCAUUUUUGCAAAUGCUAGUGGUACGGGGGAAAUCCGAUCUGUCUACUCCGUUCAAGUAGCCAUUUCGCUUGCAACUGUUUCCAGCGUGAUCCACCUAUCAUCACUUUCCGUACUCAAACACGUCUGGGAGGAUCACAGGCCCCUGAAGUUGCGUGUCUUAUUUAUAGCCCUGCUUCUCUCUCUCCUCCUCCCAGCUCGAGUCCUUACUAUUUGGGGAGCAUUCAACACGUAUGACAUUACCGUGUUCUGCGCCAGAAGCAAUCUCAACCAGGACGGCCCGGGAUCUGUUAGCGACAUCAUUUUUGAAAUCACAUAUGUCCUCUACCUAUACAGAUUUGCGUACCAAAGCAUAGCCCAUGAUGUUUUCCGCACACCUACAGUCAGGGACAUAUGUUCUCGAAGACAGUAUUGGAAACAACCCACGGAUGCGGACAUCAUACUGCUACAGCAGAUUCGAGACAACAAGAAUCGCAGCUCUUCAGAAGGUUUCUUGCAAUGGUACCGGCGAAUGGUGACAUCGAACCCCAGAUUGACGACCCGUGGUAGCUUGAAGAGGGUCCAUCUCCUGCUGGCGGGUAUCGGACAAUAUUUCCCACGCGCGAUCGCUCGUUCGUUUCUCUCAAAUGUAUUAUUCAUGUUAUUUCUUUCGAGCUACGGGUUGACAGAACUUUGGGUGAUCUAUACCGGAUGGCCAGAUGGUAGAGCAGUACGUGUCGAGGCUAGCUUCGGACAACUGAUGCCGAUAUUCCUGAUGGCUCUUUCCAUUUUUGCAAUUACUGAUGCUGCCACCGGACCUCCUGAAGCCCCACUAAUCUCCAGAGGAAAUUCACCACAUUUGCUUGAAGAUGGGCAUAACAACCUUCAAGCGAACCAAGAGAGUGUUCGGCAAGCUACUGGGGAGGUUGGCCGGUCGAACCUUAGUGAUAUCGAACUGACCAUACGCCACUCUUCCGAAAACGUGGAUCGCGCGGGUCAAAUAUGCAGCACCACCAACCCUCCCCCGGAUAUCUCUACCUGUUCACUUCAAAGCACUUUCAACUUUUUACAGAGCUCUCUUAAGGUAUGCACUGCUACAACUGCCCUAUACUCGAUAGCUAUAAGCAUUACAGCCGCUAUUAUCAAUUCCCAAGGAUAUGGUGACCUCAUUUACCUGCCUCUCUUGGCGGCGUUCGUGUGGCAAGCAUUGUGGCAAGAUGUUGUUAUUGGAGUUGUCCGGGGGACUGAAGAUAAGAGAGAGCUCCAACGGCAUGGCUAA
Molecule: messenger RNA, 1680 nt
Organism: Neoarthrinium moseri
Lineage: Eukaryota; Fungi; Ascomycota; Sordariomycetes; Amphisphaeriales; Apiosporaceae
Exons: 5
Coding region: 1-1680 (559 amino acids)
Source: RefSeq, a predicted model, not a curated record